Molecule: messenger RNA, 5543 nt
Organism: Syngnathoides biaculeatus (alligator pipefish)
Lineage: Eukaryota; Metazoa; Chordata; Actinopteri; Syngnathiformes; Syngnathidae
Product: transmembrane protein 74
Exons: 2
Coding region: 195-1013 (272 amino acids)
Source: RefSeq, a predicted model, not a curated record
GUCACAGCCUCUGAGUAAGGAGACGGGGCCGCAGGCGUCCUGAUUUAUCAAACCUUUUUGGAGAAAUCGUGGAGUUUCCCGCUAUGGAGUGUUUUGGCGUGAGUCGACCUGAGGAAUCCUGAAGAAACACGGAAUGCUGGGCGGCAUCACAGAAGAGAAAGGAAGACGGAAACGGCAGGCGGCGGCGAAACCGAAUGGCUUCUAUAGUGCUGCCUUUGACAAGGGACGGCGAUAAGACGGCAGGCUCUCCCACCGUCCUUGAACGCGUCUCCGCUGUGCUGCACGCCCGCAAACUGAGCGAAUCAACAGGAGGGGGGUCCCUCGGGGAAGGCGGCGCCUGUAACCCGGCCCGGACCUGCCAUCCUUCGGCUGCGAGGCGAGCGGAGGUCAAGUUGCGUCCGCUCGGUGAGGAGAAAGUGCGCGUGUGCUGUGAUGAGGAAUUGGAGACAUCUUUCACCUACAUCGAUGAGAAUGUCAACCUGGCAAUCGGCAGCCCAGAGACGAGCUGUAAAAGUUCCCUCAGAACCGCACGCAACUGCGAGCCGUGCUCAGAGACGGUCCCCGAUUUUUCUUUCAUGUCCGAGGACGACUUGUCCUUUGGGGAGAACUCAGGUUCUUCAGUGGACUAUUGCUUUAUAAGCGCAGUCACUUUUUUGGUGACCGGCAUUUCCUUGGUGAUAAUCUCCUACACCGUGCCCCGGGAUGUGGUCGUGGACAGAGACAGUGUCUCGGCCAGGGAGAUGGAGAGACUGGAAGUGGAGAGCGCUCGCAUUGGAGCUCACCUGGACCGGUGCGUCAUAGCAGGAUUAUGCUUGCUGACACUGGGCGGGGUUGUGCUUUCCACUCUUCUCAUGAUUUCCAUGUGGAAAGGAGAGAUGUACAGGAGGAAAGUCAUUGCUUAUUCCAAACGUUCCGCCAAACUCUAUGGUUCCAUCAGCUUGAAAACUAAAUCCAGUCCCAGUCACUCCUCUGCACACUUGUCCCUGGAGGAUAUAGUGGAAACUUUGAACUAGCAGUGCACAGUAUUGGGCUGCACUCAAAUUGUCACCAUUUUUUACUGUGUGCAUUGGACAUGCAAGUGUGCAAUAUUUUGGUUUAUGAUGUACACAGAAAAACAGGCUAUCAUGAUAGCCUACUAAUCAUUUUCUAUACAACUCGUCUUUGUUUGGGGCCUGCUCAAUUUGGAUGGAGUGGGGUCCACCCUGGACUGGUCAUCAGCCACUUGCAGUCAUGUCGUCAAAGUUAGUGAUAUCCCUUUAUAUGUAAUUGCCAGAUUCUUCUUCUUUUCCUUUCGGCUUGUCCUGUAUCAGGGGACAAUGUAAAUGUCUUGAGAGGAGAUGAAACAGGUUUCCUUCACAAUGUUGUCUAUUUUGCAAUUCUGCAAUGCCAGAGCAUAUUCCGUUUUUGUUUCUUUAUGUAAAUACAUUCAGAAGGACACAAAAAACAGCUAAUUCAACUGUAUAAUGUAUACUGUUAGAUCCAAAAGCAUUUGGACAAUGUCACAGUUUAGCAAUGGGAAGUACUCUCCAUAACACAGCUAUACUUGCUAACUGGUAAAUGCCAUAUUUUUUCAAUACAGUACUUAAAUACUUUAAGUAACUGGUGAGUAACUUCCAAUGUAUUUUUUAGUAACAUAUUAUAUCCAUCCAUUGUCUAUACAGCUUGUGCUCAUAGGGUUGUGGGUGAGCUGGCCCUGAACCAGCUGACUUGGAUGGGAUGUACAGUUUGGACAUGUUGCCCCUUAGUUGCAGUGGACACAGACAAAAAAAACCCCAAAACAUUCACACUCACGUUCUCAGCUAUACACAAUUGCGAGUCUUCAAUUAACGAAACACCCAGAGAAACCCCAUAUAAGCACAGGGAGAUUAUGAGAACCCUACACAGGAAAGCCAGAGAUGAGCAUGGAGCAGAGACCUCAGAACUCCAAAGCUGACAUCCUUACCAUGAAACCUUCCAUAACCUUCUAAUAGUUUCAUUUUUAAAUACUUUGUUGUGGUGUGGAAAUAUAAAAAAACACUGCCAUUGUUCACAUACUUCUUCUUUUCCUUUCGGCUUGUCCUCUUAGGGAUCGCCACAGCGUGUCAUCUUUUUCCAUCUAAGCUUAUCUCGUGCAUCUUCUUCUUUAACACCCACUGUCCUCAUGUCCUCCCUCACAACAUCCAUCAACCUUUUCUUUGGUCUUCCUCUCGCUCCUUUGCCUGGCAGCUCCAUCCUCACCACCCUUCUACCAAUAUACUCACUUUCUCGUCUCUGAACAUGACCAAACCAUCUCAGUCUGCUCUCUCUAACCUUGUCUCUAAAACAUCUAACUUUGGCUGUCCCUCUUAUGAUCUCAUUUCUAAUCCUAUCCAACCUGUUCACACCAAGCGAGAAUGUCAGCAUCUUCAUUUCUGCUACCUCAAGUUCAGCUUCGUGUUGUUUCUUCAGCGCCACCGCCUCUAAUCCGUACAUCAUGCCCGGCCUCACCGCUGUUUUAUAAAAUUUGCCCUUCAUCCUGGUGGAGACUCUUCUGUCGCAUAGAACACCAGACACCUUGCGCCAACUGUCAGCCCUGCUUUGACAAGUUUCUUCACUUCUUUACCACGUUCUCCAUUGCUCUCUAUUGUUGACCCCAAGUAUUUGAAGUCAUCUACCUUCGCUAUCUCUUCUCCGUGAAGCUUCACUCUUCCUUUUCCGCCCCUCACAUUCACACACAUAUAUUCUGUUUGACUUCGGCUAAUCUUCAUUCCUCUCCUUUCCAGUGCGUGCCUCCAUCUUUGUAAUUGUUCCUCCGCAUUCUCCCUGCUUUCACUGCAUAUCACAAUAUCAUCUGCGAACAUCAUGGUCCAAGGGGAUUCCAAUCUAACCUCAUCUGUCAGCCUAUCCAUUAGUACCGCAAACAGGAAGGGGCUCAGUGCAGAUCCCUGAUGCAGUCCCACUUCCACCUUAAAUUCUUUUGACACACCAAUGGCACAGCUCACCGCUGUUCUGCUGCCCUCAUACAUGUCCUGUACUAUUCUAACAAAUUUCUCCACUACGCUAGACUUGCGCAUGCAGUACCACAGUUCCUCACUUGUUACUCUGUCAUAGGCGUUCUCUCGGUCUACAAAGACACAAUGUAGCUCCUUCUGAGCUUAUCUGUACUUUUCCACGAGCAUCCUCAAGGCAAAUAAUGCAUCUGUGAUACUCUUUCUCGGCAUGAACCAUACUGUUGCUCGCAGAUACUUACUUCUGUCCUGAGUCUAGCCUCCACUACUCUUUCCCAUAACUUCAUUGUGUGGCUCAUCAUCUUUAUUCCUCUAUAGUUUAAUUGUUCACAUACUUUUCACUAGUAAUAUCCCAACAUACAAACAAUUUAAAAUAUCUAAUAUUUUAACACAAGUACGUCUCUGCUUGAAUAAACGCCAUACAUAUUUUUUUUUAAUAUACAUAUUUGGAACUUCAUUCUAUAGUUGACAGUCUCUUACAAAGUGGGCCAGUAGACCGACUUUAGAGCAAGAGUGUUGUCUGUUGUUCUUGAAUUGUUCCCAUUUUCAUUCUGGUAACCCAUCUUUAUGUUCCAUGAAAGAUGUUAUAUAAAUAUUUACUAUCAUUAUCAAGCGGUAAAUCCAACUUGAUAGAAAGGUGCGGCCAUACCUAACUUUACUGCUACUUUUGACGUGACUUUUACUGCUUGAACAAAGCCUGAGUCUGAGUUAGCUUUAUGGUUUUUAUAUUAUUUGAAAUUGCACCAUAUGAGAUAGGCAUGUACUCCUAAUAUUGCUGACAGAUUUCACAGUACAGCCAUUCUUCAACAUAAACACUCCACUGUACAUGAAUACAGUGAAUACACAGGGUUGGCACCCAGGAUUCAGUAAUUCGCAAUUAAAAAAAAAUAUAUAUAUAUUUUAUUUUUGUCUUGCGGUUUUCUGCUGUUUUUGUUGUUGUUUUUAUAUUUUUCAAGGAACCCAACAGUGAAAACACUUUUAAGGGAUGUAUCCCCAUUUAUCCAAUAACUUUACAUUCUUUUUUUUUUUUUAAUUUCACAUUGAAGUUAUAAUGCCUGUCCAUUACGUAUAGAUUUCUGCGAUUUGUGGUCUGGCUCGGUCCCUAAUCCCGAGUGACUUCUGGGGUCCACAUUGGAGUAUUUUUUUAAAAUAACUGGUCGUGGAACAUUUAAACUGAACUGUACAGCAACAGAAUAUCUAUUUGAAGGGUGCGUUUAUUUGACAUCUAUUUGCAGAAAUCCUGAUGAAUGCAUCCAGGGCGUAAGUAAAAAUAAUGGCAGUGUCAGUAUGACCACAUUUUUUUAUAUUAGUGGAAAGAAAGGAUUUGUCAAUUUAAGGAGAGAAAUUUUUUUCUUCAAGUGGAUGAUUACACAGUGCCUGAUUGAGGGAAAAUGUCAAAUGUCAACUCGAGCAAAUGCUUCUCUUAGAAGAUCCUAACAUUACUCAUAAGUACAAUGUCCAAAGCUUACAAUAGAAGUGAAGAAUAUGGCAACAGCAAUGUCACUAAUACUGGAAUGCAUUUUGGUACACUGUAAAUAUCAGAGCGCUUCUGUUUAUUAUUAAUGCUGUUCAUUUUUAAUGUGAAGGCUCUGAACUUCGAAAUCGUACACACGCACAUUUCAGGAAGUCACUGGAGUCCCCAGAGUGGAGGUGAAUCUGGCUGCUAAGAGGUUCACUGUGGGAUAGUCAGCUCAGUGGUGUGCAUGGUAAUAUCCAGUGACAGUCGCUCUCUGGUGCUGUGCGGAGGUAAAGCCAGUAAGCCCAGCUUAGCGCAUCUGAGCAGAAAGCUCCAAGUCGCUUUGACUGAACUAAGCAAUUUGACUGCAUUGGACAGCCCUGCCUGCCAUGCACUGCGCACGCUCCUCCGCUGUCUUCAUCAGCUCUUUUCCUUAUCUUUUCUUUCUGGAGAAUGCAUUGUUGCCUUCAGCCUUUUAUCACUCCAAAGCUGCAAUGCAGUGUUUAUACAGUAUAAUGUGUUGGAAUUGGGUCCUGGAUGAUAAGAGGAAAGGCAUUAUCAGAAACUUGAUUAGCAUUUUUCUCAGUGGAACAAACCUCUCUUUUUCUUCUCACCAGGACACACUCGGAGGGCAACAUAAUAAAACCAUGUUGGGGAAAUGCUGAGGAUAAGACUGCCUUGAAAGCAACAGUAGCUUUACCGAAUGAGUUUCUUAACACAAUCCGGUGAAGAAAAUGAUCUGAGUCAGGUGAAAUGUUAAAAGGUUGUUGAUGAUCAUGUGAACAAUGACAACGUGAUGAAGCUGUAAACUGACAAAAUGCAGAUUUCUGUUUUGUCAUUUAUCUAACAAAGAUUCUAAGUAAAAAAUAUUUCAUUUUCCCACAUCACAAUCAUGGCCUUCUCUUACCCACCCUCUCUUAUUUAGAUUAACAUUUAAUGACAAUGUUUUCAUGAAUUUGCAAAUGCAGGAGAAGAAUGUGGUUAAAUAGUUCAAGCAUUUUCUGUUUUACCUAUCCACAAUGCUGCAAAUGCUGGCAUUCAUGUGUGCCAGAAGAAAAUAAAGAAUGCCAGAAGAUGCCUUUGUAUGUUUGUGUGUGUGUACGCAGUUUGUCUCAUAAAUC